AGCUGGAGGCUGUCACUGAUCAGACUAACACAAGAUACACUUUGCUUUAACACUUGGUUAAAAACAAAAUGGGACAAACUCAGAUGAGCGUAAAACAGUAAAGUCGCACAAAUUAUUAUGUGUGUAGUUUUCGGUUUUGGUGGACGCGCGCGCUCCCUCCCACUUUCAGCACUUCUCUUUUCAGCACGACCACGCGCGACUCCAGUGACACUGUGGAGGAGAGCAGAGUGCCAUGAAGACCGUCAGCGUGUGAGUGUUGUGCUGCGGGAAGAUGCUGCUGCUGCUGCCCGGUCUGUUGUUCAUUCUCUGGGGAGAACCGGCUCGGUGCCUGGAGGAGAACGGAGGCUUCACUUUUGAUGGAGACAUCCGCCACUUCGCCGUGGCCGCCAACACGGUUUACGUCGCUACGGAGGAGAGGCUGUACCAGCUGAGCCACGACCUGACUCUGGUCCAGAGUCUGAGUCAGAGAGGGAUCUUGACGGGGAGCGAUCGGACCAACGACGUGCACUUUUCCCGGGUUGCCGAGACGGACGAGCGGAACGCAACUUUCGGCGUCAACAUAUUGUUGCCGUUUGUUGAGAAUCACACGCUGAUCAGCUGCGGCGUGAUCGAGUGCGGCUACUGCGAAGUGCUGGACCCGAGGAACAUUUCUAAUGUGCUGUACAGGGAGCACAUCCAGGUGGGAUCCCCGUGGACAGGCAGCGCGUCCGUUGGCUUCCUGGUGGAUGUGGAGCAGAAAAGUACCGAGACCUACAUUCUGACUGCCAAUCAGCAAUACGAGCCCGCAAAGAAAAGCUGCUCCUUGGUACCAGAAGCAGUGAACCUUCACAAUACGAAACACCAUCAGAAAGGAUCUAUAUUUUCUUUGAGUGGCGCCUUCUCUACCACUUCAAUCAAACGAUGCCAAGGCAAUGCUGAGUUUGUGGAUGGAUUUCAGAUCAAUUUAAUCAUUUAUCUUUUCUCCAACCUGCCCUCAAGUGACGAGAACAACAAAGUCCGUCUCAUUUGGCUCGAGGGUAAAACAAACAAAAAGGAGACUCUGGAGUCUCUGCGGGGCGCGACCCUGCGUGUCUCUGAUGGUGAUGGGGGUGAAGGCAGCAAGCUCCUCGCCUCCGCGGUGAUCCCGGGCGGGCCGCCGGUGCUGUGGAGCGGCGUGUUCAGUGUGGACGGAGGACAAACCAACACCGAGCUGGUUCUGUUUGACAUCAGUCCGGAUCUCAGCGGAGACCCCAGUGCAGAUCCAGACUUCGGCAUUAUCUGCCCUCUUAACACAGCACCGACGCCAAAGACUCUGAAGCCGAAGGCCGUGCUCUUCAGGCAGAAGUACAUGACCUCUGUUCUGGCAGUGAGACAGAAGGCCUGGGUGGUGUUCUUCAUCGGGACAGGAGAUGGGCAGCUCAUUAAGCUCGCUGUGGACAAGAACUACCACCCCGCCUGUCCCAGGGUGCUCUACAGGGCCAACGACGACCGCCAAGUGUUUCCCAAAAUGCUUCUGGAUCAAGUGGAUCUUAAACAUGUGUACAUGCCAUUACAAAACCAGAUGAAGCGUGUACCCGUGUCUGAUUGCAGCACAUACACAAACGUGCAGGACUGUUGGUCUGCACAGGAUCCGUACUGCGUCUGGUGCGGCUCUAAAAACAGUUGCACAUUUGAAGAUGACUGUCGAGACUCGGACUGGAUAUCCAUUCCUGAUGAUUUUCAACCGAAGAUGGUUUCCUACAGAGUAUUAAAGGACGGCUCUGGACAGAUCACACUAAACAUCCAGACACACCUCACUGUGGGCCGGGAGGCUCGGUCUAACUUCGCCUGUCAAUUCUCCACCAGUGAGCCUUGUAGCACAAAAAGCCCUCCUCCACAGUUCCCACAAUGCACCUGCAUCCUUUCAAAAAGCACACUUCCUGCUGAAGGUCAGUGAGUAAUGGAUAUAAUAUCAAUCCAGUGAAUUAAAUACCUGGUGAUCAAUGACUUUCACACUGUCA
Messenger RNA from Anarrhichthys ocellatus (wolf-eel), 1979 nucleotides. Its product is annotated as plexin-C1-like. Gene Ontology annotation, molecular function: semaphorin receptor activity; protein binding. Lineage: Eukaryota; Metazoa; Chordata; Actinopteri; Perciformes; Anarhichadidae. Gene Ontology annotation, biological process: regulation of cell shape; negative regulation of cell adhesion; semaphorin-plexin signaling pathway. The coding region runs from base 272 to 1915 and encodes 547 amino acids. The transcript has 6 exons. Gene Ontology annotation, cellular component: plasma membrane; semaphorin receptor complex. The record is from RefSeq and is a predicted model, not a curated record.